UUUAUAUUUCAAAGACCGUGGUUGAAAUACAUAGAAUGCUGUAAAGGUAGCCAGGCGUCAGACAUUAUGUGGGUGAUUCUGUGUCUUUCCGUGUGUGUAUUCAACAUUAUAUCGUCCUCAGCGCUGGAUACUCAGCUGAAUUGGGUUUGGGAGAAGGCUGGUGUUUCCCGUAAGGAUUAUGAAUCAGAUGUUGAUAACAGAACAACGACUUCAACAAGAACAUCAUUUGCGGAUUUUUCAAAAGAAAAGCUCGCUAGAGAUCUCUCUAAAACAGAGAGACAGCUACUAAAACUUACAAACGAUAAGGAGUUGAAAUGCAACGGCACUUCUUCUGCUGUACCAGAUCUAGACGCAAUUCCUUUACCAGAAAUCACUACCAAACUUUCACAAAACGAAAAAACGUCACUUAGAUAUCUUUUACGUCAGAUGGAUGUCAUUAAAGACACCAUCAGAGAUGCAAUGAAAAAAGCGAAAACACCAAAGUGCUUGAGGAAGUGCAAAGCAGGUAACAGGCUCUUGGAUACAGGGGACUCGUACUUUGAUUUUACCAGAGAAUUUUACCUUUGUUCCUGGAUGACCCAAUUUGAAAACUUGGAGAAAGUGAAAGAUUUGCGUUCAUCACGAGACGUCUCAGCAUCGGCCGUGUUGGAUAUCCUCCUGGUUCUGACUGACAACGCUGCAGUAUUGGAGUAUCUGACUAUGGAGCACAUGAACGAUUUAAAAGCCUUCGACCAGAUCAAGAAGGAGAGAAAGUGAGAGAAACCCUUGCUGAAUGGAGCAUACGACUAAUUGUACUGAAUAAAGGCAC
This is a messenger RNA of Ostrea edulis (European flat oyster), 808 nucleotides long. RefSeq lists its product as uncharacterized. The transcript has 8 exons. NCBI's taxonomy places the organism in Eukaryota, Metazoa, Mollusca, Bivalvia, Ostreida, Ostreidae. The record is from RefSeq and is a predicted model, not a curated record. The coding region runs from base 67 to 756 and encodes 229 amino acids.